GCCGUUUCCUCCACCACUCGCCGCACCCUGGCACCCUGGGUAGACAACCCGGGGCGCGCUGGAUAACUCCGGACAUGCCCAUAUUGCUUUGUAGGGGUUGAUAGGCAUGACUCGUUCGUAUCUACGUUAGGUGCCUAGGCUUGCCCGACCAGAUACAGUACUUAUCUUGGGCCUAGUGGGCAUCGUUCGAGUUUGUUGAUGCUAUUUCUCGCUUCGCGCUUAUUCAUGGCUUCCAUUGGCUAUUUUGGAACCAUAGCCGAAGUCCAGCCACUGCUCAAGCACACAGGCCGCCAACACCCUCUCAGUCCGCAUUGAACUGCUCACUAUUGAUCUUGCUUGCUUACAGCGAGCGCCUGAAUUGUGUCGUCCAGCAGUCUAUGCCGUUCAACGAAUUAUCAUAUUAAUCUACAGAGAAGCGCUUUGCGUGCUUCCCGCUCCUCCCUUGCGUUAUCACGCCCUUGCGAUCUCUUCCGACGAAGCCCAUCCUUAGUCCACGAUACCGGCAGAAGCAGAACCGGCCGCAAGUCAUCGGCGGUGUGGUUUCAGGCGUCAUGCGCUGACGAGAUAGUGCAUUGGCUGUCGUUGACUGGUGGCCGUACUGUCGGUUGCAUUGCUGCACGAGGUCGGACCCUCAAUCCAACUGCGCCGGCCGCUUUGCGAGCACAUCUGGUUCGAGUUCUCAAGAUAUUUGGCUACAGGACCCAAGAAGAAGGAUGAUUGAUCCGGCUUUGCUGUAAUAGCAACGAUCACAUUGGAAGAUUCCGAGGCGCGGCCUGUCAGAUCGAGUGGGAUCGAUGAAUAGCGUCUCACCGGACAAUGGUCUCGAACAACCAGAUGAUGGAUAAUCAGCGACAACAAUAUAUACCCGGCCCGCCGCCGCCUCCAGUUCAAGGAAUUCUGAGCCAUCUGCCGCCCCCUCCGCCUCGACCACACCCAGGGUCAAACCUACCCCCUCCACCUCCUGGGCCACAUCCAAACUCAUUGCCAUUGGGGACGGUGUAUGGCCUACCCAGCGGAGGAUGGCAGCAACAACCAUGGGGAAGACCUGGCUUAGGUCAGAACAUACCACCACCACCUCCUAUGUCGCAAAACCAAAACUUACCAUAUGGCAUGAGGCAGCCCUCUCAUCUCAACAUUCCCCCGCCACCUCCCCAAAAUGAUAAGCCCAUACUUUCAGCGACGUUCAUUCCGACAGGCGACUCUUUUGGCCCCGGCGUGGGAAUACCGCCGCUUGACGACUUUUCAUCUUUCUCCGGAUAUGACAUGCAAUUCACAAACGAGCCAUCGCUCUCGCAGUCAGAGAAGCAUGCCGAGGGUACGGCCAGUUCGCACAGUUAUUCAUAUCCAAAUCCUACCCACCCAAAUCCGGACAUUGCCAAUAGAGAGGCCCGGGCUGCUUCGGCUUCUUCCGGCAGGCCAUCAUUUACACUUCCUCUUCGCGAUGCCAACGAACCGAUAUCUCCAGGACCUCCCACGGCGACGCUACGCGAUCCACAGAUGGGUGGAGAUCACAAUCGCCAGCGGGCUUACAGUGCAGCUAUUGUAAGUGGCGGUGCAAGCGAAUUAUCCCUGCAAUGGCCCUUGGAUAGGGUCCUUAUCUGGCUUGCCGCCAACGGAUUCUCCAAGGAUUGGCAGGAGACCUUCCGGCUGCUCAAGUUACAAGGCUCGGACUUUCUGGAUCUGGGUCGUGGCCCAAAUGGUCGCGGCAAUCUGGGGAUGAUGCACCAAACGAUAUAUCCGCAAUUAGCCAAGGUCUGUUCUAAUAGUAGUACGGGCUGGGACCAAGGUCGAGAACGCGAAGAAGGCAAGAGGUUGCGAAAACUAAUUUCGAGACUGGUCGAGCAGGGGGGUGAAGGACCAGCCAGUGCCGGCACUGGCCAUCGCAGACGCGAGUCUGGACUCAUCCCAAGCGCCUCCACGGAAGGUACGGUAGAGAACUCGCCUCAUCUACCUCGAGCGGAGUUUAACAGCACACCUGGGACUGCAGGGCCUGAAGGCAGCCCAGGAAAGGCAAUGCCAGCUCAAUUUCCCCCAGGACUGGGCCCGCGAAACUCUCAGGGCCGAAGCAGUACAAUGCCCGUCUUCAGCAAACACAAUAGUAAUUCUUCAACCCCAAGCGACGGAAAACCACCAGAGAGUCUUCAUGGUGCCGGUCGUGCAGACUACACGAGGGGCGUUCUCACUGGUAUCAAUAGUCGCGGUCGCCACAGUCCCAACUUAUCCGGGGACGGUUCCACUGGUCUGUUGCCUAAAGGUUUUGAGGCAUCACCAAGCGCCAGCCCGGGUCUUGGAAAUGCAGUGCCUGCUUCGGCGACCAGUGCGUCCUCUCAGACAUAUCGUCCUGAGCACAAUAAGAGCAACAGCACCGACUCCAUGCUCAAAGUAUCCGGCCCUGGCAGGGGUGGACCAGGAAAUCCCGAGGCCACGCAUUCAGGGCGCUUUUACGCGGAUCGACGCGACGCUCAAGAAAUGGCAAGGCCGUCUCCCCUCGACACGCACCGAACGUGGAGCAAUGACUACCCGCCGGGCGGAAAAGAUCAAAACAAGGGGUUCUUGAGCAAGUUCAUGAGAAAGAGACAUGAGCAUAGCCAGCCUCCUCCAGAAGAUCAUGCUCUAGAAUCUCCAACGAGCCCCGGAGGGUUCCGUUUGUUUUCCAAACCUAGCGCGAAUGGGAGUGACUCAGCAUUGCAGCAGCGUCCAGCUUCCACUAGUCUGGCCAGCGCGGACGAGAAGGCAGCCUACCCGGUGCGACGCGGAAACAAUCCACCCCGGAGAUACAUCUUUGUCACUCCUGAUUCAUGGAAUUACCGCCUUGUUGAUGUCACAGACGUGGAAUCCGCAGUCGCCUUGAGAAGCCUGAUCUGUAUCGAGCUAGGAAUUGCCGAUGCUGAGUAUGCACAGAUCUUCCUGACCGAACCUGGGCAAUCAGAACACGAGAUCCCGCUUUCGGACAACGCCCUCGUAUCUCUACGUGGUCGGACGGACAAUUCAGGAAGCUUGAAGUUAUUUGUGCGGAGUCCGACAGUCUCAGCUGUUUCGGGGCCCAGCUCCACUGGAUUAGGAGUUUUAUUUGCCCAGCGAGAACAGACUGAAGCAUAUGCACGUGGUGCACCCAUGGUAAAGUCUAACUCAGCCGGAGGUGUGAAUCGUAACGGCUACGCCUCUACUCCGAGCUCCGCGUUAGAUCAACCUUCGGCAGAUACGAGUCUGCUACAAAAGCAAGCAGACGAGUAUCGUCGACAGACGGAGGCUAAACACAGGGCAUAUUUGGAGUCUCGCCGAGCCCAGAAGGAACAGGGUUCAACCUACAGUGGUGGUGGGAUUCGUGGAAGCACGGUGAUCGACUUUGACAGUCCGCGACUGUCGCCAUUCGAGGACAAGAAAGUUGAACCGCUAGUGCCCGUUCGGCGACCACCUACAGCACCAUCCGAGUCCACCACUUUAACCAAGGUCAACUCUCUGAGAGCACGAGGGUCCGGCACUCGGUCUUCGUUGGAUGCCCUGAAACGCAUAUCCGAUCCUAUCGCGGAGGAAGAUGCCAACCGAGUGAAGAAAAAGUCUAGCUCUUCCGCUAUUGCAUCGGCGGGUAUCGGUGCUGCACUAGCAAACGUGGGCAGAAUGGCAGGUGCGCCGGCUUCGGUUGGGAGUCAAGGAGUACCACAGGACAGAAACAGAGGGCCGCAAGGGGUCGAUUUCAGCCAAAGGGGCUUCGGAAGUUUCCCAGAAUCCCGGCAAUCGACCUCUAUUGUGGAUAGUAUGCACCAGGUUGCAUCAUCUCGUGAGAUCAGCCCUUCAGAUGCCACAGCCCGGCCAGUCCUGCAGACCAGAAAGUCCUAUGGUCCAGAUUUUGACUCCGAGGAGACCAACGUCUUGUUUGCUCCCUCUCCCAAUCCGCUGAAACGGAAUGACUCGGAUGACGACUCUGAUGAUGGCCUGUUCGCCAUUCCCCUAACCAACAAGUCACUUCCGAAAGUCGCCGGUCAGGCUUCUACCGGGAACAAAGAUCAAAGGCCUGCAUUGACUGUCGACACGGAUCAUCAUGCAGGUAAAAAUGUACGGUUCAAAUCACCCGGCUCUUCUGGUGGUGUAUCCCUGAACCAAAACGUUACAGAAGAUAGCGCUACAGCCAGUGGUGAGGGCUACGAGCGCAGUCUGUCUGAGGGCAGUUUCAGUGGUUCUGCGCAAUCUCCCGACGACACCAGGUCAGGUCGAAGAGACUCCUUCAUCAGCGACAUCUGGGCAAAUCGUCCUGCGGUCGAGAAUGUCGUCCAUCAUCUCGACGAAUUCUUCCCCGGGGUCGAUCUUGACAGGCCAUAUCUUGAGGAAAAGGGUGAUAACAAUUCGCCAAUGAGGCCUGUCGAUCAGGAUCCGAUGGAGAGCGCCCAGACUGCUUCAGCAGCGCCGACGACCUACGGUACCUCUGGCUUGGAUCUGGAGUUCAAACGCAAGAGCGACUCAGAUACCCUGGGAUCUGAUGAAUCCACACUCAAGGCACGAGACCGGAAUAAGGUGGCCAGCGUCGCACAGAGACAGGUCGGGAAGGCCACUGGGGGCAUUACACGCAUGAAAUCAAUCCGUGAAGUCGCUCAGAAGCGCAACGAUAUCAGGAGAGGACCAUCGGUGGCGCAACGGGUUGAGCAAGCUAAUGCAAGCAGCAUUGUUCGCCGCAAGAGUACGAAGAUGUUCGGUGCCAACAUUGUUCAAAUCAAACCUAGACCAGGCAAUCGACUAUCGACAUUGGACCCCAUACCACAGGAAGAGGUACCUUCAGAGGAUAUGCCUAAGCGACAAGCCACUUUCAAGAUCAUCCGUGGUCAGCUGAUCGGUAAAGGCACAUAUGGCCGCGUCUACCUUGGUAUGAACGCGACGACUGGUGAAUUCUUGGCUGUAAAGCAGGUUGAAGUCAACCACAAAGCUGCAGGGCAUGAUAAAGAACGGAUCAAGGAGAUGGUGGCUGCCUUGGAUCAGGAGAUUGACACCAUGAAAGACCUCGAGCACCCAAACAUUGUCCAAUAUCUGGGCUUUGAGCGCAAGGAGUUUUCGGUCAGCAUAUACCUCGAAUAUAUUCCAGGUGGUUCUAUCGGCAGCUGUCUUCGCAAACACGGAAAGUUCGAAGAGUCAGUGGUUCGGUCCCUUACACGACAAACACUUGAAGGCUUGGCUUACCUCCAUCAUGAAGGAAUCCUUCACCGAGACUUGAAAGCUGAUAACAUCCUGCUGGAUCUUGAUGGAAGCUGCAAAAUUUCCGAUUUUGGCAUCUCGAAGAAAUCAGACAACAUAUACGGCAACGACGCGACCAAUAGUAUGCAAGGAUCUGUUUUCUGGAUGGCUCCCGAGGUGGUUCGAUCGCAGGGCCAAGGUUACAGCGCCAAAGUCGACAUAUGGUCCUUAGGCUGUGUAGUCCUGGAAAUGUUUGCCGGAAAGAGGCCUUGGAGUAGAGAAGAAGCAAUUGGCGCGAUCUUCAAGUUGGGAAGUCUCAGUCAAGCGCCUCCUAUACCCGAAGACGUGCAAUCAACUGCUACAGUGGAUGGCUUGAACUUCAUGUAUGACUGUUUCCAAGUGAACCCAAGUGACAGGCCUACUGCAGAGACACUCCUACGACACUCAUCCUUCUGUGUUCCCAAUCCCUAUUACAAUUUCUAUGAUACUACUUUGGCCGCGAAGCUCAGAAAUGCGGAUGGCGCCGGACUCGGCGCAUGAAAGGUGUUUGCAUUGUAUACUCCGCCGUGUUUCAGCGGGCGUAGGUGCGUGGGCCUACAUGAACAUCGAGGUUGAUUUACGAGGAAUUUGGCGUGGCCCUCAUACACAGCAGACAAACUGCGUUCUACGAUUUGAUGAUUCAACGAGAAACUCCAGUGUAUGAGUAUACUAUUUGACACUAGGUGAGGGCGUAUAGCGGAAGCUGCAGUUGGAUUUCUUGGAUACGAGAAGAGUCUGGUCGCUGGGAGACAGGAAAUUAGGUAACCCAUUUGGAAUGUUGAAAAGUUGCCGGCCACA
Exophiala xenobiotica is the source of this 5997-nucleotide messenger RNA. RefSeq lists its product as uncharacterized. Gene Ontology annotation, biological process: protein phosphorylation. Bases 817 to 5700 code for a protein of 1627 amino acids. The transcript has 2 exons. Gene Ontology annotation, molecular function: ATP binding; protein kinase activity. Lineage: Eukaryota; Fungi; Ascomycota; Eurotiomycetes; Chaetothyriales; Herpotrichiellaceae. The record is from RefSeq and is a predicted model, not a curated record.